This is a messenger RNA of Meloidogyne enterolobii, 894 nucleotides long. The record is from the annotation of a GenBank genome assembly. NCBI's taxonomy places the organism in Eukaryota, Metazoa, Nematoda, Chromadorea, Rhabditida, Meloidogynidae.
UUUUGUCUUUAUUUUUAGCCGUUUUGUUGUUUGUUGUGUUUUUCUUUUCGGCAACAUCUUCACAAAAAUUAUUAGAAAGUUUAAAGUCCGAAUUUUAUUAAUCUUAUCAGAAGUUUCUAAUUAAAAUGAUUAAAUUUCCCGAAAGGAAAAAUCUUUUAAUUUUAAAAAUACAAUUCUCGUUAUUCAUUAAAUCAUUUUAAGCAUUUACAAAUUCUCUUAGCCAAAUUAUAAAUUAAAAAUGGAGGAGGAUUUUGACUGUUGUUCUAAUUCUUCUUGUUCUGCCUACAGAAAUGAUUUAAAUGAGAAAAUCAAUCUAUGCUUGCAAAUAUCAAUACUCACAAACCAAAGCCAACGGUUUAUGUUAAGUGCUGGAACAAAUUGAACCGUUUUUCGGAAAAUCAGAACUGUUGUGGUCAAAAUUGUAGAGAAACUACAGGGCAUUGUCGUGAGGGGAAUGGAGCUGUUUGGAUUUGUUAUGAUGGGUCGUUAAUUAAAUAUAGUCAUUCUACCAAAAAUAUGGAAAGCGACAAUUUAAUUAUGGUACUUGCUGAGAAGGAAUUUAUGAGAGCCGACAUUCCAAGUGAAGUACCAGAAGACGCUUAUGUUUGCCGCUUUUUUGAAGUUAUUGCUUUGCCUGACCCUGUUAAGGAAACCGAUUUUAAUUGGUUCGAAUGGGAAUUGGAAAUUGGGCUUUAUAAAAAUGAUCAAUGUUAUUUCCGUUUGUCAAAUAGUGGAAAUUACCGCACGGCUGAUGGGGCGUGCAAACGUUUUUUUAAUGAUCGAAUGGGUUGCAAUGAUGUUUUUGGUUGUGGGCAUAUAAUUCCUCCGAAAAAUAAGCCAAAUGAACCUACUCAAAUUUUCUUCACUUUAAACAAGAAACAGAUUGGUUUGUAA